This is a messenger RNA of Megalops cyprinoides (Indo-Pacific tarpon), 654 nucleotides long. Its product is annotated as fibroblast growth factor 5-like. The coding region runs from base 1 to 654 and encodes 217 amino acids. Gene Ontology annotation, cellular component: cytoplasm. Gene Ontology annotation, biological process: fibroblast growth factor receptor signaling pathway; animal organ morphogenesis; regulation of cell migration. Gene Ontology annotation, molecular function: fibroblast growth factor receptor binding; growth factor activity. The transcript has 4 exons. The record is from RefSeq and is a predicted model, not a curated record. Lineage: Eukaryota; Metazoa; Chordata; Actinopteri; Elopiformes; Megalopidae.
AUGCGGAUCUUACAAGAGCGAUUUGUCGCCGUGACAACAUCGGACCACGUUUCACUCGAAGAUCAACUCGCAGUGGGUAGCAAUUCAGGACGCAGGACCGGUAGACUUUAUUGUAGGGUUGGCAUUGGUUUCCAUCUACAGAUUCACACCGAUGGCAGAGUCAAUGGCAGCCACGAACCCAAUCAGUUGAGUGUGCUGGAGCUCUUUGCAAUCUCUCAGGGGGUUGUAGGAAUUCGGGGAGCUUUCAGCAAGCGCUUUUUAGCCAUGAAUAAACGGGGAAGGCUCCAUGCCAUUGAGGAAUUCACAGACGACUGCGCGUUCCGAGAGCGCUUCCAGGACAGCAGCUACAACACCUACGCGUCCGUGAAGCACGGCAGCCCCCGCACCGGGCGGGAGUGGUUCGUGGCCCUCAACAAGAGGGGCAAGGCCAAAAUGGGCUCCAGCCCCCGCGUGAAGUCCCAGCAUGCCUCCACACAUUUCCUGCCCAGGUUCCCCCUGCAGGACAGGACCCAGUGGGGCUUCACUGUCCUGGACAGGGGCAGGGAGGCAGAGGCAGCUGGGCCACCAAAAGUCCCUUCACUCAACAUCAAGGUGGAGACGGGCCAGACUCUCUCUGAACCGGUGAAGUACUGGCCCAAGUUUAGAUUUGGAUAA